AAGUGGCCGGUUGGCGGCUGCGAUAAUGGAAGCGUCGGGCUGAAGGGCUGGGAGCUUUUUGAGUUUCGCCUAAUUGGGCCCCCCUCCCCCCUUGUGCACCCUCCCUUGGUCCCGCCGCCAGCGGCCUGGGCUGGAGCGUAUGGCUUUGGUGAAGUGGACUGGACUGGUCAGCAGGAUGGGGCAGGGAAGGGGCUGGGAAGGCGGCAAGAUAUAUGCAUCCAUACACACAUACAUAUAUAUAUAUAUACAUUUUGCUCUCUUUGUAACUUGCAGGUUAAGUGGAGCUAGAGAGCUGCAUUGUAACCUAGUUGGAUUUUUUUUUUUUUUGAAGGGGGUGAGGGGAAGGAUGCGUCAGAAUCUAACGUGUCCUUAGUAGAGGAACAGGGGAGAAGUGGUCCAGUCAGCGAAGGUUGGUGUGUGCUUGUGUUGUGGCUGUGUGUUAGUCUUUCUACGAGAAUAUUAAUCAAUGGAUGUGAGUUUCUUGCUCGUGCUCUCCAGUUUUGGGACUCUGAAAAGACAGGAAUUCCCUUAAAAGCAAGACGAAUGCCUUUUUCUUUUUCUUUUUUUUUUAAAGCACGCAUUGUGUGUGUGUUUCCAGAGGAGCCGUGGGCUUGGGAAUUAACGGCAGGCUUCCCCGUUCGGUGGUUUCCAGUGGGAAAUCACUCCGGAAAGGGAACCCUUCAGUAUCGAUUUAUUGUUUUUGUCUUUCCGACCAUUAUCCUUUUGACCAAAAUACUCGCUGAGAAGUUCCACCGAGACAAAGUGAGUUACAGAUCUGAUCACUUCUGAGCACCUCACCGUGUCUCCAUCCCUGGGACUCUGAACUCAGCAGCUGGACCCCUUUGUUCUGGGAAUUUUGGGCCUCCUGGAUUCUGACCUUCCUCUUUCCCCCUUGCUCCUUCCCCCUCCUGAGUACUCCUGAAGACUGUAGGAUUGCCAUGGAGUCCAGGGAAAUCUUAAGCAGCUCCCGGCAAAGAGGGGGCGAGUCGGAGUUCCUGCCAGCGUCCUCAGCCAAGCCCCCGGCUGCCCCUGGCUGUGCAGGGGAACCUUUGCUCUCUACUCCAGGACCUGGGAAGGGGAUCCCCGUGGGCGGAGAACGCAUGGAGCCAGAGGAGGAGGAUGAACUGGGCUCAGGGCGGGAUGUGGAUUCCAACUCCAAUGCAGACAGUGAGAAAUGGGUGGCUGGAGACGGCUUGGAAGAACAGGAGUUUUCUAUCAAGGAGGCAAACUUCAGCGAGGGGAGUCUGAAGCUGAAGAUUCAGACCACAAAGAGGGCCAAGAAACCCCCAAAGAACCUGGAGAACUAUAUAUGCCCACCUGAGAUCAAGAUCACCAUCAAGCAGUCUGGAGACCAGAAGCUAUCCCGGGCUGGAAAAAAUAGCAAAGCUACGAAGGAGGAGGAAAGAAGCCACUCCAAAAAGAAGCUCCUCACAGCCAGUGACCUUGCAACUAGCGACCUCAAAGGAUUUCAGCCACAGGCUUAUGAGCGGCCACAGAAACACUCAACUCUCCAUUAUGACCCAGGCCUCCCACAGGACUUCACCAGUGACACCUUAAAACCAAAGCACCAGCAAAAAAGCAGCAGCCAGAACCACAUGGACUGGUCCACCAACUCUGACAGUGGACCCACCACUCAGAAUUGCUUCGUCAGUUCAGACUCUGGCAGAGAAACUGCAAGCACCAGCAAGAUCCCAGCUCUUGAGCCCGUGGCUUCCUUUGCAAAGUCCCAGGGGAAGAAAGGCAGUGCAGGGAGCACAUGGAAUCAGUUGUCCAAUAGUAGCAAAGAUCUGCUCUUAGGAGGUGUAGUUCCAUCCCCAAGCAAUCACAGCUCACCAGCCCCACCCAGCAGCUCUGCCGAGUGCAGUGGGCUUCAGCCCUUGGGGGAUCAAGAUGGAGGAGGUACAAAGGAGCCCCCAGAACCACCUACUAUCAGCAGUAAGAAAAAGUCCAGUAAGAAAGAUGUGACAAGUCAAACCAUACCAACCACAGACCUGGAUUGGGUCAAGAAUGCCCAGAAAGCAUUUGAUAACACAGAAGGGAAAAAGGAAGGCUACUCAGCAGAUAAUGCCCAAGAGGCAUCACCAGCCAGGCAGAGUAUGAGUUCUGUCAGUAAUCCUGAAAAUGACUCCAGUCAUGUCCGGAUUACUAUCCCCAUCAAGCCACCCUCUUUAGAUCCAAUGAGCCAUAAGAGGAAAAAGAGACAGUCCAUCAAAGCAGUGGUGGAAAAGAUCAUCCCAGAGAAAGCUCUGGCUUCUGGAAUUCCUAUGAGCAGUGAAAUAGUUAACAGGAUACUUUCCAGUCCUGAGGGAAAUAAGAAAGAUCCUCGAGUCCCUAAGUUGAGUAAAAUGAUAGAGAAUGAGCCUCCCUCAGUUGGCCUUGAAACUGGUGGAAAUGCCGAGAAAGUUGUCCCAGGAGGUGUGUCUAAGCAGCGGAAGCCACCCAUGGUCAUGACACCUCCAACAUGCACAGAUCACUCUCCACCAAGAAAGCUGACAGAAAUCCAACAUCCAAAAUUUGCUGCAAAACGGAGGUGGACAUGCAGCAAACCCAAAUCUGCCAGUAUGCUUCGGGAGGCAGUCAUGGCCACCUCUGACAAACUGAUGGUGGAACCCCCGUCUGCUUAUCCCAUCACCCCAUCCAGCCCUCUGUACACCAACACAGACAGUCUUACUGUGAUCACGCCAGUCAAAAAGAAGCGGGGACGACCAAAGAAGCAGCCUUUGCUCACUGUUGAGACAAUUCAUGAGGGUACUUCCACCAGCCCAGUCAGUCCAAUUAGCCGGGAGUUUCCUGGCACCAAGAAGAGAAAGAGACGACGCAAUUUAGCUAAGUUGGCCCAACUAGUGCCAGGAGAGGACAAACCCAUGGGUGAGAUGAAAUUUCACAAAAAGGUUGGAAAGCUUGGUGUGUUGGAUAAGAAGACCAUCAAAACUAUCAAUAAGAUGAAGACACUCAAGAGAAAAAAUAUCUUGAACCAGAUCUUGUCCUGCUCCAGCAACAUUGCUCUGAAAGCUAAAGCUCCCCCUGAGACCAGCCCUGGGGCAGCAGCAAUUGAGAGCAAACUGGGAAAGCAGAUUAAUGUGAGCAAGAGGGGAACCAUCUACAUUGGCAAGAAGAGGGGCAGGAAGCCAAGAGCAGAGCUGCCACCCCCGUCCGAAGAACCCAAAACAGCCAUCAAGCACCCAAGGCCUGUUUCUAGCCAGCCGGAUGUUCCAGCCGUGCCUUCCAACUUUCAGUCACUUGUGGCGUCUUCACCAGCAGCUAUGCACCCACUUUCAACCCAGUUAGGUGGGUCAAAUGGCAGCUUGAGCCCUGCCAGCACUGAAACCAAUUUUUCUGAGUUGAAAACUAUGCCAAAUCUCCAGCCCAUCAGUGCUCUUCCAACCAAAACCCAAAAGGGAAUACAUAGUGGAACCUGGAAGCUAUCUCCACCCAGGCUGAUGGCCAACUCACCUUCACACCUUUGCGAGAUUGGGUCCCUAAAGGAAAUAACGCUGUCCCCUGUGAGUGAGUCGCACAGUGAGGAGACGAUCCCAAGCGACAGUGGCAUUGGGACAGACAACAACAGCACAUCUGACCAAGCGGAGAAGAGUUCAGAAUCCCGACGGAGGUACUCUUUUGAUUUCUGUUCCCUGGACAACCCAGAGGCCAUUCCGUCUGACACCAGCACAAAGAACCGGCAUGGCCACCGGCAGAAGCAUCUCAUUGUGGACAACUUUCUGGCCCACGAAAGCCUCAAAAAGCCAAAGCACAAGAGGAAACGGAAAAGCCUGCAAAACCGCGAUGAUCUGCAGUUUCUGGCUGACCUAGAAGAGCUCAUCACCAAGUUCCAGGUGUUCAGGAUCUCCCACCGGAGCUACACCUUUUACCACGAGAACCCAUAUCCCAGCAUUUUUCGGAUUAACUUUGAUCACUAUUACCCGGUGCCAUAUAUCCAAUAUGACCCGUUGCUUUAUCUUCGUAGGACUUCAGACUUGAAGUCAAAGAAGAAGCGUGGUAGGCCUGCAAAAACCAAUGACACCAUGACAAAGGUGCCUUUUUUACAAGGGUUCAGCUACCCUAUUCCCAGUGGAAGUUACUAUGCACCCUAUGGAAUGCCUUACACAUCAAUGCCUAUGAUGAACCUUGGUUACUACGGUCAGUACCCAGCUCCUUUGUACCUAUCGCACACGCUGGGAGCAGCUUCCCCAUUCAUGAGGCCAACAGUGCCACCACCUCAGUUCCACACAGGCUCCCACAUGAAGAUGUCUGGGGCAGCUAAGCAUAAAGCAAAGCAUGGAGUACACCUGCAGGGACCUGUAAGCAUGGGCCUUGGUGACAUGCAGACAUCCCUGAAUUCUCCCAAGGUGGGCAGUGCCAGUCUGUCCAGUGGCCGGCUCCACAAGAGGAAACACAAACACAAGCAUAAGCACAAGGAAGACCGAAUCUUGGGGACCCACGACAACCUGAGCGGUCUCUUUGCAGGCAAAGCCACAGGCUUCUCCAGCCAUAUCCUGACCGAGAGGCUGAGUAGUGCAGACAAAGAGCUCCCAUUGGUGAGUGAGAAGAACAAGCAUAAGGAGAAGCAGAAACACCAGCAUAGUGAAGCCAGCCACAAAGCUUCUAAAAACAACUUUGAGGUGGACACCCUGUCUACACUGUCUCUCUCUGACGUCCAGCAUUGGACGCAGGCCAAGGACAAAGGUGACUUGAGCAGUGAGCCUGCAGACUCAUGUACAAAGCGGUACCCUGGUGGCGGUGGGGACGGUGGCAGCACAAGAUCUGAGAGCCUGGACAUGUUCAGUGAAAUGAACCCUUCAGGUGACAUGUGGGACAGUGACAUGAGUGGGAGUAAAAGGAGGAGCUAUGAAGGCUUUGGGACGUACAGGGAAAAGGACCUUCAAGCCUUUAAGAUGAACCGCAAGGAGAGAAGUUCUUAUGAGUCCUCCAUGUCUCCAGGGAUGCCAAGUCCCCACUUGAAAGCAGACCAGACCCCAGCGCAUAGUAAGAACGAGGGCUCAGUGACCACCAUGAUGACCAGGAAGAAGCCAGCCGCGGUUGACAGUGUUGCAAUUCCACCAACCCCAGUGUUAUCUCUCCUGGCUGCAUCCGCAGCAACUUCGGACACAGCCAGCUCCUCCCUGAAGAAGCGAUUCAAGCGGCGAGAGAUCGAAGCCAUCCAGUGCGAGGUGCGGAAAAUGUGCAACUACACCAAGAUUCUGUCCACCAAGAAGAACCUGGACCAUGUGAAUAAGAUCCUGAAGGCCAAGCGGCUGCAGAGACAAUCAAAGACAGGCAACAACUUCGUCAAGAAGAGGAGAGGGCGUCCCCGGAAGCAGCCCACCCAGUUCGAUGAGGAUUCCAGAGACCAAAUGCCGGUGCUGGAAAAAUGCAUCGACCUCCCCAGCAAAAGGGGUCAGAAGCCCAGCCUGAGCCCGCUAGUGUUGGAGCCAGCCGCCAGCCAAGACACCAUCAUGGCCACCAUCGAAGCGGUCAUCCACAUGGCCCGAGAGGCCCCGCCCCUGCCCCCGCCUCCGCCCCCGCCCCUCCCGCCCCCACCGCCCCCGCCCCCGCCCCCGCCCCCUCCUCUGCCCAAGACCCCGCGAGGCGGGAAGAGGAAACACAAGCCUCAACCUCCGGCGCAGCCCCCGCAGCAGCCUUCCCCGCAGCAGCCCCUUCCCCAGGAGGAGGAGGUGAAGGCCAAAAGGCCGAGGAAAUCCCGAGGGAGUGAGAGUGAUGUGCUUCCCUAGGGUGCGUCUAGGCGUCUGAACCUGGGGCUGGGGGGACUGACACAUUGGAAGUGCAGUGAGCCGGGGUGGGGGCGGAAUCCCCGCUGCAGGGACACCAGUGCCCUUCUCUCUCGCGAAGCUGGGCAGGCAGAAUUGGUCCAGAUUACGGGGUUGAGCCAUCAGGAGCUCUUGGGAAAGCAGAGGAGGGGGACACCUUCAAAAGAAGCUUGUGCAUUACAGCGGUCUCCAACCAAGCGGCGCUUCGGUAUUGCUAGAUCUCUUACAGGCGAAUAGAAGACCCAUCAAGGACAGAGCAGGUGGUACUCUCAGUCGCCAUCUGAGCGACAGCAUCCAAGGUGCGCGCUUGAUCCCAUUUCAUUUGCUGGCCAGGAAAAUCCAAAGGGAAACACUCUCCACUAGGAAACGUUCCAAGGGGAGAAAAGGUGCAAAUUUCGCAACUGGCUUUGUUGUAACCCACUUCCAUUUAACUGGUUUUCAUUUCGUUUCGUUUCAAAGCUCUGCUAGGCUUUGGGGCACCAACAUCAUCUACAAGUGACCCGAAUCUUCCUGCUAACAAUAGUUUCUCAGGUGGAAUCAGGAGAUGGAAUUGCAGUGAUAGACAACCAUAGACAUUCUUAUUCUUCUGUAUGCCUCUUCUAUCACUCCUGUGCUAAGACUCAGCUUCCCCAUUUUCCUUUGCCCAUUGUACUUCCACGUACCUUUUCAUUAACUUACCCGCUGCCUUCUCUUUCUUGGUACACACCUAAAUAACGUUAAUCAGCCCUUCACCUGUGUUGGAAAAUUCACUCUUAGUGUGCUGUCCCCAGGAGCCUGGCCUUGAACCCCAGUUAUUGUGCAACAGUUGCUCCAUACUGGUAGAACUUUUUUAGUAAGUGAUCAGAGCAGCCGAGGAUAUGUUGACCCACGUGUCAGCCAGGUUAUUUUUAUACUUAAAACAUAUCAGCAGAGAAUAGGCAGAAUAAAAUGGCUUUCAUAUCCAACAGCAAAUGGAAUAACUGACAAAUCACCAAAAACUGAAAACCCAGACCCACCAGAAAGAUAAGUGUCUAGCAAUGCCUUGGUAUGUGAUUUUUUAAUACAGUUAACUAUCGUAGAUCGUUAAUAAAGGAAACAAAAAAAAAUAGAAGUCUUUUAUCUCAUGAUAAUUGUUUCUUAAAAGCAAGUGGGAGUAAGUGUUCUUAUUUGAAAAAAAGAAUAUGAAAAUGCUCCAAGGGUAUCACCACUCCAAUUAUAUCAAGCCACCUUGGACAAAGAAUCCAAAUUGUGGUUGCCUUAAUAAACUAAAACAUUUUUGUACAUAAUGUAAUUAUAAAUCUAUCAGUCUGCAUGGAUGCAAACUGUGUGUGACAAAUCGUCUUUUAAAUGGUCAAUUUCAACUGUACAUUUCUCAUCCAAGUUGUACUCUAGCCAUUGGUUCAGCGUGAACAGAUACUCCAUCUCUAUUACCCAUUUUCACAACCCAAGUAAAAAAAUGUUAUGAAGAUUCAAAAUGAAGUUAUUCCAUUGCCGUAGAUGUUUUCUAAAAGUCAGAUGUGGAAAUUUCAAAUAAGCAUUUUCAAUUUCCUCCCUCACUCCUUCCCAUACCUCCCUCAGAACAUCAAACAGCUGGCAUAGUCAAUUAUAAAAAGAGAAACAGAGAAAGAGAAUUAAAUUUUCUAAUAGGAAUUAGGGUAUCUGGUUUAUCUCCAAAUUAAGUUUCUUUACAGGAAGUUGGAACUGGCUGAAAAUUGUAUUAUCACUUCAGAACAUAACAUUAUUUCCUUGUAGAGAAGAAGGAUUUUUGUUCGGGAACGUAAGAGAAUAAGGGAUGACCUAUCUAUGGGACUAAAUUUUAAAAAUCCCAAGUUAAUAUGCUUGCUAACAUCCCUGCUCUGUCCUGGCACCAACCAAAAAAAAAAAAAAACCAAACCCAUUGCCGUU
Loxodonta africana (African savanna elephant) is the source of this 7649-nucleotide messenger RNA. RefSeq names its product SET binding protein 1 (gene SETBP1). The record is from RefSeq and is a predicted model, not a curated record. The coding region runs from base 939 to 5729 and encodes 1596 amino acids. Gene Ontology annotation, molecular function: histone H3K4 methyltransferase activity; DNA binding. The transcript is spliced from 6 exons. Gene Ontology annotation, biological process: regulation of DNA-templated transcription. NCBI's taxonomy places the organism in Eukaryota, Metazoa, Chordata, Mammalia, Proboscidea, Elephantidae. Gene Ontology annotation, cellular component: nucleoplasm.